This is a messenger RNA of Moneuplotes crassus, 1689 nucleotides long. Lineage: Eukaryota; Ciliophora; Spirotrichea; Euplotida; Euplotidae. The record is from the annotation of a GenBank genome assembly.
AUGGACUUGUUUAAGAAGCUUAAGUGUCAGAAGGCACGGUGUGAUAAUGGAGUCAAGUAUUAUGUAGUGCAUACAAGUGGAUAUGUGUGCGGGGUGUGAAAAGAGAUGGUAUAUGCUGAUAAUGAUGUCCAACUACUUGCAGUACCUCAGGAAGUGAAUAGUUCAUUGCAGCUAGUUGAGUACAAUCUCGAAUCGAUAGAAUUAUUUAUCAAAAAUGAACCAGGACUGCAACAGAAAUGGGAGCACCUCAUUGAUUCUCUCAAAGAUUUUCAGAAGAGAGCAAAUGAAUUAAGGGAAACUUUCUCAAACUUUGUGACUAAUAAAUUCUGGUCAAGGAUAAGCCAAAUAAAGCCUCAAAUAGAUAAGCUCAAAGAAGAAUGGAGGAAAAGCCUCAUACUUGCAGAAUACCUCUUAUAUGAAAACUCGGAGAAUAUGAGACUAAGAUCCAAAGAAAUUAUGAUACAAAAUAUCACAAUGAUAGAAAAUAUUAGACUCAAAACAACUUUGGACGAAAUAAGAAGAGAAAAAUUAGACACAGAGACAAACCUCAAAUCUAAAAUAGAUGAAAUCUCAAAUGAAAAGACUGAGAUACUAAGACAGAAAGAGGUAAUCCUGUCUGAAGUGGAGUCUAUUAAAGAGAAAGUUGAAGAACUUGAGCUACAAAAAACUCAGCUAAAAUCUCAAAAAAUCUCGCUCGAAACUAACAACACCAAAUUAAAGACAACAAACACCACACUAGAGACCCAAAAAGCCGACCUAAACACCUCCCUCGCCAAAUCCCAAACAGAAGUCCUCCAUAACCAAUCCCAAAUAUCUCACCUAAAACAAACAAUCUCCUCCCUUACCUCCACCUACGAAGACCUCAAAUCUCUAAUCUCCACUUCUCACGAUUCUCAAUCCCAAUCAAAUACAAAUCUCGAAAACUCAAUCAAAACCCUUACAUCCCAACACACAACCCUCCAAAACACCCUCUCAAACACCCUCGAAAACCUCGGUAUGGACAUAGACUGGCUCAAAGUAACCCAAUCCACAAACCAAACCCACACCCAAAACUCCCUAAAUUCCCUCCAAACCUCAACCACCUCGCUCUCCUCCUGCCUAAAAUCCACACAAAAAGACCACCAGCACACCUCUUCCCAAAUCCUUGCUCUCACCAAACAAUCUGCUGGCACUCUUACAAAGACUUUAAUGAACAGUGAACUUUCUAUUAUAAAUCUUUGAAGUCCGAAGUACAAGGCAUUCUUGGAUAAGAUAGCGAAGGAGAAGAUGGUUGAUUUUUAUUUGAACCAAGAGGUGGAUAAGAAGGUGUUUAAGGUAGUGACGAAAGCAGCGCUUGAGCAUUUGGAUGAGAUUAGGGUUUGGAAUGGAGAUCAGGUUGAUGUAGACACAAUAAACACUUUCCUUCAAUCCAGUAUCCCUGCCCAACUUCCAACCCUCAAAAUAUACUUCACUUACAACUCCACCCCUUCCAACUACGUAGCAAUCACCCCAUACCUCCCCUCAAUCCUCGCCCUAAAACCCUCGAUCAAAACCACCCUCGUCCUCAGCCGUUUCACCAUAACAAAAUCCGAAAAAUCCCAAAUAGACCAGACCUUUGAAGAUAUUACUCUCAACUACUUCUAUUGCAGUAGUACUUGUUCGUGUUGCCAAGUCAGAAUAAUUUAGUAGGUUAAGAAUGUUGUUCAAGGG